UUUUUUUUUUUUUUUUUUUGUGCCUGUAGCCUCAGCUUAGAGUAUCCGAUAGCACAACCACCUUGUCAUUACACUUUAACAACAACAAAUUAACGUAACAGCUGAUCCUUUUUUUAUCUUGCAUGUCAAACAUUUACUUGAGCUUACUCAUCUUACUAAUUUACUCAUAGCAUACGUUUUUUCAGGCAUAGAAUACAGAAAAGUCUCGGUAGACUCCUCGUUUACCCUGCAGCAGUUGAAAACAUAUCCUUGUAAAAGAACCCCGCCAUCUGCCCCUCACCGAGGUGAGCUACCCACUAUUAUUCCUGCGAAUUGUCAGGCCUGGCAUAUCCUCCAGAGUGUCGCCUCAAAAACACCUAACUGCAUGCGCCGAGAGACGCACGCACAGGAAAAAUGGCGAGCUCAGAAAAACAGCCAGUCGUAAGUGGUAAAGAUGAUGCCCCGACCAAUCCAAGGGGCAUCCCAUACGCUCCCUUUGUCGACAAAGUCGAGGAUUACGUCUCCACACGGGAUGAUGUCGAGCCGACACUUCGAAGCUUCCAAGAAAUGAUAUCGAAAUAUCAGUUCAUGGAGCUGAACCUGCAACGUCGGAUGACGGGGCUAAAGGACAAGAUUCCGGAUAUUCAGAAGACGCUGGACACGGUGCAAUUCUUAAAGCUACGAAAGGACGCGACUGAUCCCAUUGAAACAACCUUUGAGCUUAACGACACUCUAUACGCCAAGGCGAACAUCCCGCCGACAGAGGAGGUUUACAUUUGGCUAGGGGCCAACGUUAUGCUGUCUUAUCCGAUUGAUGAAGCCGAGACAUUGUUAACCUCGAAGCUUUCAGCGGCCAAGACAAGCUUGUCAAACUGCGAAGAGGACUUGGACUUUCUCCGAGAACAGAUUACUACCAUGGAGGUUGCUACCGCUAGAGUUUACAACUGGGAGGUAGUGCAAAAGAGGAAAGAAAAGGUGGAAGAAGAGGCAGAGAAGAAGAAGUCGAAGGACAGUGAUGCGUAGUAGACACUUGGAAAGGGUUUCGAUUUCUAUUUUUGGCUGGCCACGAAGAGUUAUAUUCCGAUCCGCAAAGUGUGAUAUACUGUAAAAAGCAUUGGGCGUUUUUCUGAUCUUCCACAACGAUAAUUGGAGACUAUUUGAAAUCAUGAAUUUUUUGGAUGCAUACUGCGCAUAAAUGACCGAGAAAAG
Trichoderma atroviride IMI 206040 is the source of this 1188-nucleotide messenger RNA. RefSeq lists its product as uncharacterized. Gene Ontology annotation, biological process: tubulin complex assembly; protein folding; microtubule-based process. The record is from RefSeq and is a predicted model, not a curated record. NCBI's taxonomy places the organism in Eukaryota, Fungi, Ascomycota, Sordariomycetes, Hypocreales, Hypocreaceae. Gene Ontology annotation, molecular function: tubulin binding. Gene Ontology annotation, cellular component: prefoldin complex; cytoplasm.